ACUCUUGGAGGACUAGGGCACUCUGAAGUGCCCUAGGUUGCUAUAGGGUUGCUACAGCAACCUAAUUUCCCCUGUAAAUAAAGAGGCAACCUGGCCAGCUUUUUCUACAACUCUACUGAAAUCUUGUUGGUUGGACUGCAAAGAACAACUUCCCAUCCAUUCAGUGUGUUUAGGUCGUCAGUUUGAGAAUCUCCUGUCAGCUCUGUGCAUCAGGACAAGAGAGCUUGAAGGAAAUCCCUGGGAGCAGAAGAGACUUCACCUUUGGCUUUGGCCUGCCUUUGAGGAGGAGAAUGGGUUGUGACCAGAACUGCGGCCUCCUGACCACUGCAAUCAUUGGUGCCGUUUUGGCUAUCUUUGGAGGUGCCCUAAUACCAGUUGGAAAUUAUUUCAUUGAGAAGAUAGUAAAAAAGGAAGUAGUAAUUGAAAAUGGUACAAUUGCAUAUGAAAACUGGAUUGUGCCAGGCAGUCCUGUCUACAGACAGUUUUGGAUCUUUGAUGUGCAAAACCCAUCAGCAGUGCUGGAGAAUGGGUCACGCCCCAUUCUGAAGCAGAAAGGCCCUUACACAUACAGGAUGCGAUAUUUACCCAAACAAAACAUCACCCAAAAUCCAGACUCAACCGUGUCUUACUUCUUGCCUAACAUUGCUCGCUUUGAACCUGAUAUGUCAAUUGGGCCAGAAAACGACACCUUCACCAUAGUCAACCUCGCUGUUGUGGCGGCGCCUGUCCUGUAUCCAAGCAGUUUCGUGCAAACACUGUUGAACGUUUGGAUGAAGUCUUCAAAGUCAUUCUUCCUUCAGAACAGAACUGUGAAGGAAGUGCUCUGGGGCUACGAAGAUCCUUUUUUGAAAAAAGUUCCCUUUCCAAUUGAUAGAAAAGUGGGAAUAUUCCUUCCGUACAACGAAACACUUGACGGUCUUUACACUGUCUACAAUGGGCAAGAUGAGAUAAACAAGACGGCAAUCAUCCAGAGCUAUAAAAACAAGAGCACCCUCUCAUUCUGGGAAGGUCCUUGUGACAUGGUCAAUGGGACAGAUGGAGCAUCGUUUCCCCCUUUUGUCAAAAAAGAUGUUAUACUACAUUUCUUUUCUUCUGAUAUCUGCAGGUCCAUUUAUGGAGAAUUUGACAGUGAUCAAGUUGUGAAGGGAAUUCCCCUGUAUCGCUUCAUAGUGCCUCCUGGAGCUUUUGCAUCACCCCUCGUCAACCCAGAUAACAUUUGCUUCUGCCUGGACAAAGUCAUUUCAAAAAACUGCACGUUAGCUGGGGCUAUGGACAUUAGCACAUGUAAAGAAGGCAAGCCAGUGGCUAUUACACUGCCACACUUCUUGUACGCGAGUAAAGAAGUUGGGGAAGGGGUUGAAGGAAUGCACCCAAAUAAACAAGAGCAUAUGACUUAUUUAGACAUUGAGCCAACAACAGGGUUUACGUUACAAUUUGCCAAAAGGCUGCAAAUCAACUUAGUGGUGAGACCUGCUCCCAAAAUUACGGCUUUACAGAAGAUUGAGUUCCCUUUUAUGUUUCCCAUUCUCUGGCUCAAUGAGACGGCAGUUAUUGAUGACGAGAAAGCAGAGUUUUUCCGUUCCACAGUGACAAAUAAGAUCAAAUUGCUACACCUGCUGGAAGCUGUGCUCAUCAUCUUUGGUGCUGUGAUAUUCCUAGGAUUCCUGGCUUCAUAUUUAAUUUGCAGAGCACAGAAAGUAAAAUAAGUUAUCUCACUGCCGCAGCUGUAGGUAAUAGUUGCAUUAGCUUUCAAGGAAGGGGGAGAGGAGAAUGUAACUUCCAGAUGACCCCUCCGGUGGCAUCACUGCACUCUCGUUUUGUAAGUGCAAACACCAUAUGCCUUCUGGUAAGGCAUGGGCAGUAUAAGCAUCUUGGCAACAAGAAGUUCAUUUCUGUUCAGGAGAAUCAUUCCAAUGAUGCUGGAGAGACUGCUGUGAAAAUACGAAUUUGUGGAUGAACUUUAAGCUGGAGGUUUGGAAUCCAGCCUGCACCGAAUUUGUGUCUCUUUCAUCCCCUCCUUAUUUCUCACCUUGCAAACUGAAGUCAAAUGAUGCAACUGGGCUUCUGUCCGUGCCCUCAAAUCUAUGGGCAAUCUUCUUUUUCCUCCUCCCUCUGUUCUGAGAAGAAAAUCAGCCAUUGAUAGAACUGGUGUAUCCCUCUUCCAGAGAUGUGAAUAUUUUUUUAAGUGUAAAGUUUACUAUAUGGAAUCACUAAGUGUUGCAUAGGGAUAUCUAGUAAAAGAGUUAUUGGAAAGUAACUCCAGUAAAAGCAUUAUAUUGUC
Messenger RNA from Eublepharis macularius, 2281 nucleotides. It is a transcript of the gene CD36, whose product is annotated as CD36 molecule. Gene Ontology annotation, molecular function: low-density lipoprotein particle binding; scavenger receptor activity; low-density lipoprotein particle receptor activity. Bases 291 to 1706 code for a protein of 471 amino acids. The record is from RefSeq and is a predicted model, not a curated record. NCBI's taxonomy places the organism in Eukaryota, Metazoa, Chordata, Lepidosauria, Squamata, Eublepharidae. Gene Ontology annotation, biological process: low-density lipoprotein particle clearance; lipid storage; long-chain fatty acid import into cell. Gene Ontology annotation, cellular component: cell surface; caveola; cytoplasm. The transcript has 14 exons.